Messenger RNA from Scylla paramamosain (green mud crab), 1886 nucleotides. RefSeq lists its product as uncharacterized. Gene Ontology annotation, cellular component: lysosome. Lineage: Eukaryota; Metazoa; Arthropoda; Malacostraca; Decapoda; Portunidae. Gene Ontology annotation, molecular function: cysteine-type peptidase activity. The transcript is spliced from 10 exons. The coding region runs from base 16 to 1593 and encodes 525 amino acids. The record is from RefSeq and is a predicted model, not a curated record. Gene Ontology annotation, biological process: proteolysis.
ACCGCCAAAUCCGGGAUGCAUGACACAACACGCUCCCCAAAUUCCUCCCACCAUUUAGCUCCUCCUCCACCUCGCGUUGCCAGAGACCCCGAGGCAUCUUGGUGCCUCCUGGCAUGUCCUAAAUGGCCAUCUACUUCAUGUCCCGCCCGUGCAGGUCAUAUAAGGCAUUGUGUAGCGUGCGCCAAUCAUCGGCGCCCGGCGGAGUGCUUGAUAAACUGGCGGCUCGUGCCUGAGGCCUCACUUGUGGCCCGGUGCAGGGUGUACAGGAUGGCGAUGGCAGGCAUGGCGGUUCUCCUUCUGGUGGUGGUGGUGGCGGAGGUUGGAGCUGACCCGUUCAUUCCCCCAAAGAAAGACUACUGCAGGAACAGGCUUCCUUCGCCAUGCUGUCGUGAUGGACGGGACGAUGACUGUACCGUUCCCAUCAGCGACACUGUCUGUUACUGUGACGACUUCUGCCUCGAGGAAAACGAAGACGAUAAGGAAAACAGUAACCACGAUGACUGCUGCCCUGACUUCCGCGAGGUGUGCCUGGGGCAGAUUCCAGACACCUACUUCACCGGGCGAGAGGAGGGAUCUGUGUGCAUCCACAAUGGCAAGGUGCUGGCGGCUGGGCAGCACACUUUCAACUGCAAUGAGUGCUUGUGUGAAGACGGGCAACUGACCUGCGAGGAGGACCAGUGCUUGGUGGACGAGGUGCUGAUACGCAGCGUGCAGCAAAACUCUCUCCGCCGCGGCUGGACGUCCACCAACUAUUCUAUGUUCUGGGGCAGGAAGCUCAGGGAGGGGUUGGCACUGAGGACCGGCACCUUCCUCCCUCAGACAAUGACGUACAACAUGAAACCCAACCUGCUGCGCCCUGACCUUCACCGCAUCCCUAUGGAGUUUGACGCACGAUACAAGCAGGAGUGGGAGGGACUGAUCAGCGGGGUGCGGGACCAAGGCUGGUGCGGCUGCUCCUGGGCCUUCUCCUCACUGGAUGUCGCGCAGGACAGGGAAAUGAUUCUCUCCGGCCAGUCUUCUAUUACAUUAUCGGCGCAAGAACUCCUGAGCUGCACAUUCCCGAGGGUGGACUGCAAGGGAGGAUACGUGGAGAAUGCCUGGGGGUUCUUAAGGAAGCAAGGGGUGAUGGAGGAGACGUGCUACCCAUACACGAGCGGAUUCUGCGAGAACGUGCCUUCCUGUAGCAGAGAGUCUAAUCAUUGUAAGAAGUACAAGACUCAGCCAGUUUACCGCAUUUCCAGCAAGGUGGAGAACAUCCAGUGGGAGAUCUUGACCGAGGGCCCCGUGCAGGCGCUGAUGACGGUGCAUCGUGACCUGUUUCUGUACAAGAGCGGCGUGUACAACUGCCCUCAGACUGACGCUCAGGACAUCACAGCGAUGCACUCCGUCAGGAUCGUGGGCUGGGGCGUGGAGUACUCCUCCAUGUAUGCUCCUGUCAAGUACUGGGUGGUGGCCAACUCCUGGGGCACCACCUGGGGUGAGAACGGCUUCUUCAGGAUCCAACGCGGCACAAACACAUGCGGCAUUGAGAGCUUCGUGCUGGCUGUGAGGGGCCGCAAGGACCGCAUGGUCAAGCGCAGCAUUAAGUCAUAAAGCGCAGCACCUCUGUGAUGAGAAGAGGGCGCGGCAGGCUGGCACAAUCGUCAUGGAGCCUGGAGGGAGGAUAGGUGGAUUCCUAGUAACAAUUUAUAUCGGUAGAUUUGAGUGACACACUGUACCAGAAGUUAUUUGUUUUCUCGUUUUCUCUCGGCCCAUAUUUCUCGGCCUAACUUCAUUUAUUUAUUUUUUUUUUCGUUCCUUCAACAUGAAAGUUUAUUUUAAUUUUGUCAGCGUCACUGGCUUAAUUUAAGGAGUCUCUAUGGUUUCAAUAAAACAGAACAACCUCA